AUGGCCGGCCCACUUGGGAGCCCUGCUGCCCAGUUCUCCGGGCCGCCGUACAUGCAUCCUUUCCGCCCCGCGUCCUCGAUGAGCGCAAACAGAUUCGACGAAGGCUACUCCGAGGAGACACGCAGUCAAAGUGGGAGCGACAUGGUCAUGAGGAGCGAUUCGCGGCUGGCUGACGAUGGGAUCCAGCCUGACUCUCCAUUCACCCUGCCCGACUGGGUCAUGGCCCUGAGCGAGGGCGAGCGAAGUGAAAUCGUGCAAAAGCUGAACCCGUUGCUCCACCUCGAUCCCGUACUGCAUCUCCCGCCCGAAAUCACCUUCCAAAUCUUGUCAUAUCUCAACCCGGAGACCUUGCUGCGCUCGUCGACGCUCUCCCGAGCAUGGAGGAACCGGGUCUUAGACAGCCCGCUGUGGAAGCUAUUAUUCCGUCUCGAGGGAUGGAAUAGCAACUUUACACAAGUGCGCGCAUUCGAAGAGGAACAAAAGCAGAGACGUGUCGAGGGCAAGGAAAAGGAGCGCAAGACGCGACCACGAGCCGCCGAAGACGUCGAGUACGAUAAGCCUUCGAGCAAGAAGCGUGCGCGAGAGCGACAAUUGUUCGGCGAUGGCCCACCAGGAAACAGCAUACCAGAAUCUGCGGACGGCAGUUCCUCCUGGAGCGAGCAACAUGGACUUGUCGAGGCCGACGACAGUCCCACGGCUCGGGCAGAAGAUCGGAUGGAGGGCCUAUCUUUCGACAACGACUCGUCCGUUGAGACACAGGAGCGAAAACUCAUUACUGCUGGGAGCUCAUCCGCGGCUGACUUCGAUCUUUCGGGGGUUCCAGUACAACCAUCAUUAUUACUGCCUGGGUCGGAACCCAAAAUCAACUGGCAAUAUCUGUACAAGCAAAAGCGACGACUUGAAGACAACUGGAACGCUGGACGAUUUUCCAAUUUCCAGCUCCCACAUCCUAACCACCCGGACGAAGCUCAUACUGAGUGCGUGUAUACGAUACAGUAUUCGGGCAAGUACCUGUUUGAUGAGCGACCUGGGCAAGAUGUCAUCAUCUCCGGAGGCUCCGACUGCAGAAUCAUUCUUUGGCGAUUCUCUACUGGGCGUAUCAUCAAGGAGAUUGAGAAGGCGCAUUCCGAGUCUGUCUUGAAUCUGAAGUUCGACGACCGGUACUUGGUCACUUGUUCGAAAGACAAGACGAUCAAAGUGUGGAAUCGCACGGAGAUCAUGCCUACUGAUGACACCUAUCCUUCAUCGACACUAAAGUCUGCAGCGAAGUUUCCUUCAUACAUCAUCAACAUGCAAGAAUACGUUGAGAGCCAACAUCUGUACCUGAAACCAUUGCUUCCGUACAGUCUGAUUAUGACUUUAGAAGGUCACGGUGCGGCUGUGAAUGCUAUCCAAAUUCUGGGUGGAAACAUAGUUUCAGCAUCGGGGGACCGCAGUGUCAAAGUAUGGAAUGUACGGACAGGUGCUUGCAUACGGACCUUUUCGGGCCACAGCAAGGGUAUUGCAUGUGUGCAGUUUGAUGGCCGCAGGAUCGUCAGUGGCAGUUCGGACGAAACCGUGCGCAUAUUCGACCAAGCAACGGGGGCCGAAGUUGCCUGUUUACAGGGCCACACUAGUCUCGUUCGUACUGUGCAGGCUCAGUUCGGCGAUCUUCCAGGCAAUGAAGAGGAGCUUGAGGCACAGGCACGAGCGGUCGACCGGAACUUUUUCGAUGCGCAGAAUAGGGGUCUCGUCUCAAAUGUUCUUAGCAAGAAUCAGCGGCGAGCUCGGAACGCAGGGUCAAGAGAUCCGAAGGCUAUAUUUGCCUAUGGCGCAAAGCUUCCACCUGGCGGAGGUGGAAGCAAGUGGGCCCGCAUUGUUUCCGGUUCCUACGACGAGACCGUCAUCAUCUGGAAACGCGGACCUGACGGAGCAUGGGAAAAGGCACAGACCUUGUACCAAAACGAAGCCGUUAGGAACGCAGGAGGUCGACCUAGACGACCCGCCGUUCUCCCACAGGCAAAUGCUCCUCAAGCAAACCAGAAUCCACCUCAGAACAACCCGCCACCGGCACAAGCUGCGCCUCAAAACAACUUCCAAGCCCUCGCCCAGCAGGCACAGGCACAAGCGCAGGCAGCACACAAUCUCGCUCAACAAGCACAAGCGCUUCAUGCAGCUUCGCAAGUUGCGCAGGGCACUAAUGCCAACGUCACAACCGCUACCACAAACGUGACCACGGCAGCCGCAGCGGCUGCUCAAGCGGCUGCUCAUCCUGCACAAGCAGCUGCACAACCACCACAAGGCGCAGCAGCGCAUCAUCACCACCAUGGACAUCAUCACCACCACCCGCACCCCCUCGCUGGCCCGCUGAACAACCAGGGCACCAAUUCGCGCGUCUUCAAGCUUCAAUUUGACGCUCGCAGGAUCAUCUGCUGUAGCCAGGACCCAACGAUUGUUGGAUGGGACUUUGCCCAGAACGAUAAGGAUAUUAUCAUGGCGAGUCAGUUCUUUGGCGAUUCGUUCUAG
Messenger RNA from Parastagonospora nodorum SN15, 2505 nucleotides. RefSeq lists its product as hypothetical. Gene Ontology annotation, molecular function: protein binding. Bases 1 to 2505 code for a protein of 834 amino acids. Lineage: Eukaryota; Fungi; Ascomycota; Dothideomycetes; Pleosporales; Phaeosphaeriaceae. The transcript has 3 exons. The record is from RefSeq and is a predicted model, not a curated record.